AUGACACUACCUCUCACUUUGUUGGCCCUCCUCGCCACCAGACUAGCCGCGGCACAACGGGUGAUCAAGGCGGAGAUCUGGAAGCCCCAGGUAGCAGACAAUAGCACGACUGUUGACGCGAACGACACGCUGUCAACACGGUCUAUUGGCACACUGCUCACACCUAGACCAGACCGAUCACUAUACUGGAUCAAUAUCACGAUCGGCACUCCAGGCCAACCACAAUCACUGCAACUCGACACAGGUUCGAACGUGAUCCUCAUACCGGCAACUGGCUCAAGUCUCUGCAGCUCGAGCCUGAUACCUUGCGACGUACUCGGAAGCUUCGACAGUUCAAAGUCAUCCACAUUCUCCAAUACCAAUCAAGCUACAGGCGAGACUUUCACGGACGGCGCCAGUGUCAGUGGGAACUGGAUAUACGACACCGUCGGCAUCAGCGGUGCAAGCGUGACUUCGCAGCUCGCUAUUCUUGGUACGAGUGGUAGCAGUAUUACGGAAGGUGUUCUUGGUGUGGGCUUUCCAGCCAGCUGGCCGACACUCAACCAUAAUCUUGCUACACAGAACCUCAUCUCGAGUAAUAGCUACAGCUUAUGGCUUGAUAAAGCUUCAGCCGCUAGCGGUACUAUCCUGUUCGGUGGCCUGAAUCUCGCUCGCUUCACAGGCGCGCUUCUGAAGAUACCUAUUGUCGGCAGUACAAACGCGGAUGGCAGUAUGUCAUACAACCAAGCCACUGUCCAACUUACCCAAGUAUCGACCCUUAACGGCCUCCUUCCCGUAAUCCAGACACCAUUGACAUACUCCGAGAACGCGAUUCUGGACACAGGCACCACCCUUACAAUCCUCCAACAAGAUCUCGCAACCAGCAUAAUCAAUGCCAUGGGAGCACAAUACUACCCACUCGGCUCAACAUCCGGCAAUGCCAUCAUACCUUGUCAAGCGGCUACCAACAAUAACGGUCCAAGCAUCAACUUCCAUUUCUCGAACUUGCUCACUGGUCCAACCAUAAACGUACCACUAUCUCAGCUCGUCGGCACGGUCCUGGGAAGUCUGAACGGUAUCAGCUAUUGCCAAUUCGGUAUUUACAGUGCUCCUGCCGGAGCAGGCUGGCCUACAAUUCUAGGCGACACGUUCUUGAGGAACGCCUAUGCAGUUUAUGAUCUCGAUACCCACCAUGUUGGUCUGGCACAAGCGGUGUAUGAUUCGAAUGUGGUCGAUAACAUUAUUGAGAUCCCUGCUGGUGGGAUACCUACCGGGAUCGUGAUUGGGUAG
Recurvomyces mirabilis is the source of this 1269-nucleotide messenger RNA. RefSeq lists its product as uncharacterized. The coding region runs from base 1 to 1269 and encodes 422 amino acids. Gene Ontology annotation, molecular function: aspartic-type endopeptidase activity. The record is from RefSeq and is a predicted model, not a curated record. Gene Ontology annotation, biological process: proteolysis. NCBI's taxonomy places the organism in Eukaryota, Fungi, Ascomycota, Dothideomycetes, Mycosphaerellales, Teratosphaeriaceae. The transcript has a single exon.